This is a messenger RNA of Tarenaya hassleriana, 963 nucleotides long. Its product is annotated as mitogen-activated protein kinase kinase 7-like. Gene Ontology annotation, biological process: protein phosphorylation. The coding region runs from base 1 to 963 and encodes 320 amino acids. The transcript has a single exon. The record is from RefSeq and is a predicted model, not a curated record. Gene Ontology annotation, molecular function: ATP binding; protein kinase activity. NCBI's taxonomy places the organism in Eukaryota, Viridiplantae, Streptophyta, Magnoliopsida, Brassicales, Cleomaceae.
AUGGAUUUCGUGAAACUUCUCGGCAGCGGCUCCUACGGUUCCGUCAGUCUCUACAAGUUCCAGAAACGCGACGGCACGCUCCAUUACACCGCCGUGAAGACAUCAGGCUCGAGAGAAUACGAGGAGCUGAACAAGGAGAUGCACAUUCUCUCCAAACUCCGUGGAUGUCCUAGAAUCGUCCAAUGUUAUGGGGACUCCCUGCAAGAAUCUGUCACCAAAGACGGUGUAGUAUACAGAAUGCACCUGGAGUAUGCGGAGCGUGGAAGCCUCAGAUCGUUCGUGAACGGCCACGACAACGGGAGAUUGUCCGACGGGAUGAUCAUCCAGUUCACGCGUAUGAUCCUCGAAGGUCUGGUCUCUAUCCACAGCCUCGGCUACGUCCACUGCGAUCUCAAACCCGAAAACCUCCUCGUCUUCCCCACAUCAUCCUCGUCCUUCGAAAUAAAGAUUGCGGAUUUCGGGCUGUCGAGGGGCGAUGGGGAUGAAUUACCUAACUCAAUACCGUUUGCGGGCACACCGCUGUAUAUGUCGCCGGAGUCUGUCUCCGAUGGCAGAAUCGUAAAAGCCCUAGAUCUAUGGUCGUUGGGAUGCAUUGUGUUGGAGAUGUUGACCGGAGAACCGCCAUGGCCGGAGGAGCAAGACUCUGAAGAUCUCGUGGACGCCUUCCUGCUAGACCAGACACCUCAGAUUCCGGCCACUCUGCCUUCCGAUGCAAGGAAGUUUCUGGAAACUUGCCUCGCAAGAAAACCAGAAGAUAGAGGAAGUGCUUCUUCGUUGUUGGCCCAUCCCUUCUUGCGCUCAGAGGAAGAAGAGGAGACGAAGAAUCAGAAUGCGGAGGAGGAGAAAGCCGAGAGGAAGCUGUUGAUUCUCAAGAUCAAAAGGAAACCUAAACCCGAAUCGCAGUUGCAUAAUAUUGCAAAGAGACCCCUGAAGUUGAAGAUUAUUCCUCCCAAACCCCCAUAG